UUGGUGUGGUAGAGGAGGGGGAGGUUGAGGUCGAUUGUGAUGAGUAGAUCGUCUGGACAAACAACAGCAUCACAGCUCACCAACACAACGACCGUGAAGGUGCUCGGUACAGUGUCACUACCGUCCGAUAUUUACAUCUCCACAGUAAAGUGUUACGAAUAUUUUAAAGAGUACAACUCUACAUUACAGUGUAACUAAUCACCAUGGUAUUCGAAGAACUCCACAGUGUAGUGCCUCCAUCAUUCUAUACGUACAGCACAGCUGUGUAGUGCCACUCAUCAUCAUCAUCAAUGUUGAGGGACAUACAGAGAUGCAAUUAUAAUAAAAAUUUGUGCCCCAUGAAGUGAAUAUGAAGAAGCAGGGGAUCGAACUCGGACAAUAAGGACUACGACCCCCGAGCGCUAUCCACUCAGCCGCGAAGCACCCACUGCUGUGUGUGUGUAAAGUGGUUACCAAGGCAGCAAUGGGAGCCACAACUGCCAUCCUCUUUGUCUUUGUUGGUUGUUGUAGUAAUGUGGUGUUUCUGGAGCUUCUGGUUCAGGAUGAACCCGCGUGUGGAAGCCUUCUUACCUUCGCACAGUUUGUCUUCAUCGCCGUGGAAGGUUUCGUUGUGACUGUUGACUUCGGCAGAAAGAAAAAUAUCAUUCCUAUAAAAGACUACCUCGUACUGGUGUUGAUGUUCUUCGUGGUCAACGUGACAAACAACAUGGCCUUCGGCUUCAAAAUUUCUAUGCCACUUCAUAUCAUCUUCCGCAGUGGUGGACUGAUAGCAAGUUUGGUGCUGGGGAUUCUGAUUCUCGGUCGAAAGUACAGCGUUACCAAGUACCUGUCUGUCGUUAUGAUCACACUGGGCACCAUUAUCUGCACCUUCGCCUCAGCUGAGCAUGUGGAGGAGCAAAAGGCGGAGUCUUUAGAAGGAAUCUCGAACUUCACUACCUGGCUGAUGGGUAUUGGUAUCCUGACCUUCGCCCUCUUCAUGUCGGCUAGGAUGGGCAUCUACCAGGAGUGCCUCUACAGCAAGCACGGCAAACACACCAUGGAAGCACUCUUUUAUAUCCACACCUUGUCGCUGCCGGGGUUUCUGCUGACGUGGUCCAGCAUAGCGGAUCACGCGGGGCGCUUCAGCAGGUCUGCGGUGCUCCCUGUCCUCGCUGGGGUGCCAGGCCUGGCCCGCGUACCCAGGCACUGGAUCUUCCUGGCCGGCAACGUCCUUACACAAUACCUGUGUGUGAGCUCAGUGUUCAAGCUGACCUCUGAGUGCACCGCCCUCACCGUGGCGCUGGUCCUCACCCUCAGGAAGUUCCUGUCCCUAGUCUUCUCCAUCCUCUAUUUCCAGAACCCCUUCACCCUGCAGCACUGGCUGGGGACCCUGCUGGUCUUCGGGGGCACGCUCCUCUUCAUGGACGUGUAUCAGAAGACUCGCGAAGCCUUGGGGGCGAGGCGGCCCAAGGUGGACUAGUCAAGGAGGGGAAUGUAUACUGUGUUGCGUUAGAAGACGAUUUAGAAUAUAGUCGACGUUUAAAGGAGUAACAUCAGCAUUCUUUUCAAGAAUGGACAAUGGACAUUCCAAAGUUGAAAAAUGUUUCGCAGAAUACUAAUAUUAUGCCAGAGUGGCCUCAUAUAUGGGAGCAAUCAAUACCACUUUUGUUACUAAUUCAUUUCAGAAUUCAAUACAGCCGUCAUUUGUUUCUCAAAACAGACACAAGAGAUAUAAUACUUAAUAUAUUUGAAGAAGAUGACAAAGUUUAGGGAGUAAUUUACUGGAGGAUCCUUAAGACACCUUAGAGGGUUGCUUACAACAGAAGAAUUGCUGAAUUACCCAUCACUACUCGUUCCACUUGUGCAAGUGCCACGCUCACGAGAAGGAUUAUCCAAUGACAUUGAUAUGAUAAUAUACAUUGGAUAAAAAACACUGAAAAUUUACUUUAAUAUAGAAAUCUGCUCAGGACAAAAUUAUACCUACUAGCCAGGCAUUUAGCUUUCAUUUCAUGGCCUAAAUAUCCUUCCAGAGGUUCACAGAUCCUUAAUAUCCCUUCAGAGGGUAAAAGGCCUAAAUGAAUAAAGAGGUUGAUAUGCUCCAAGAUCAGACCCAAGCUGUUCUGACUGGUUACUCCUUGUGUGUGGGACAGACAAGAGUCGAGACUUCUACUCGCCUAUGUGCAGAAGGACAGAAUAUUUUUAGGGCCGAAAGGUUAUGAGAUCCAUAACCUUUAGGCAUUUGUCUUGUAUGUUUUGUAACCUUUAAAUACACAAUAAAGCAAAAAAAAAAAAAAAAAAAAAAAAAGGAAGGGGGUGGUAGGAGAAAAGCAC
Messenger RNA from Procambarus clarkii (red swamp crayfish), 2310 nucleotides. Lineage: Eukaryota; Metazoa; Arthropoda; Malacostraca; Decapoda; Cambaridae. The record is from RefSeq and is a predicted model, not a curated record.